Messenger RNA from Eriocheir sinensis (Chinese mitten crab), 5742 nucleotides. RefSeq names its product G-protein coupled receptor moody-like. Gene Ontology annotation, biological process: G protein-coupled receptor signaling pathway. NCBI's taxonomy places the organism in Eukaryota, Metazoa, Arthropoda, Malacostraca, Decapoda, Varunidae. The transcript has 7 exons. Bases 1342 to 2808 code for a protein of 488 amino acids. Gene Ontology annotation, cellular component: membrane. The record is from RefSeq and is a predicted model, not a curated record. Gene Ontology annotation, molecular function: G protein-coupled receptor activity.
GGCGCCGCACGCUCUUCCUCGACUCAUCACUGCCGUCUUUAGUCUUAUCUUGCGUUCUAACAACUGCGGCUCACAAAAAUCCCUUCGUCAGUCCAUCCACCCACUAUACUCAUUAUUUCUUCCUUUGAAUCAACACUGAGCCGCUAUUAAGUCCUCCCUUCCUCCCUUCCUUCCUCUCCUCAUCCUGCCGCGUAACCGUAGACAAGAGGCUGCAGUGUGUACGUGCUCAGUGAGUGGCCAGUGAGCGGUGAUACGUGCGGCUCGUCGCGAGUGUCCGUCUGCUUCCAGAGUAUAGUCCACGCGCAUGCCCGGUCAGACCUCGGCUUUCGUGUGCCGUAGUCAGUGUCCACGCAGCGAGGCAGGCAAGUCCCCGAGCGCAGCGAGUAACUAAUGGGCUACGAAAGGAUAAGAAUGGGGGAUUAAUUGUGGUUUAGUCGAACGUGGAUGUACGAAAGGUUUAUAGAAAUGUAACAUCUUGAAAACACUGAAAUAUAAGUUUGAAUGGAAAACAAACCCAGAAAAACAACAACAUAAAGUGUGCCCAUGAAGUUAUGAAUGAAACCAAGUUGAAACGGAAGAUCUGGACCGAACUGCAAAUGUAAAUCUGCAUCUACAGACUCUUUUCGUGUUCGUAGUGUAGAACGCGAAAGACGAAACAGCUAAAGAACACUCCUACCACCAGAAAAGAAGGAAAAUAGUAGUUAUACUUAUGAAACGAGAGAAAAUGGAAUGCUGUCAUGGAAAGUGAAAGUGGUUUCAGUCGCGGGUGUAGUGGCGGAGGAGGCGCUGCCCGGCUGCACUGUGAUGCCACAAAAAGCAACGCUAGCGCGCCCCGCUCGAGGGACCCGCCUGAUCGUCCGGUGCUGGAGCCAGGCAUAAGUUCCCCCAGUCUGCAGUGAGUGAGUGACCCAGGGACGCUGCACGAGUAGUAGUAGAGGUUGUGACACUGACGCCUGAACGGUUGCAAAAGAAGAAAAACGGCGAGGAGUUAAGGAACGAAGAGGAGAAGGAAGCUGUCUAGUAGUGGGUGAUAAGAGCGCUUCAGAACCUUGUCGCGUUAGUAACUUGACUGGCACCUCCGCGGCUGCAUCACCAGAGAGCUGGAGACGGGGUUGUGGUGUCCCCAAGGUGCUCUCAUGUCGCCGGAGCUAAAGUUUUGAACAUUGUUACCCCCACUGGAUGAAGUAGACAUGACUCUGCUCCUAUUAUCAUAAGCUCAGAAACAAAUGUGAAGAGGAACGUAAGCUGACAGUGAGUUAGUCCCUUUUUAACGGAGUGUUGCAAAUUUUUCAAGCUGCAGGACAAGUUGAAGGUCAGUCUCGGUGCUGUGUUGCCUUAGCCAUGGAAGGGACAGUGCAUCACCCCUCAUUUGUUUUAUUUGCGGUGAUGAUUAUCAACUCGACGUCCGGGCUGGAGGAAGGAAACGAAAAAAAUUCUCCGGAAGAGUCUCCACCCAGCGACAGCUUCCUGAUCCUGGGCAUGACCGUGACGAUAAUUGUGAUGGUGGUGGGCUCCUUGGGGAAUCUGCUCACCCUUUGCACCCUGGGUCAUCAGUUCUACAUGCCCCGAAAGGCCAGGUACAUCAAGGACCUGACGCCCGACACGGUGCUUAUCAUCAACCUGGCCCUCGCGGACCUCUUCUACAGCGCCAUCAGCCUCCCCUUCAUGUUCGCCACCUACUACCGCCUUAGCCAACACGAGGACCCGUGGGUAGAGCAUCCCACCGCCUGCCAGGUCUCUGCCUUCCUCCGCUACACCAACGCUAUCGCCGAAUGGACCACGCUGGGGCUCAUGGCGUCCGAGAGGUGCAUCACAAUCUACAACUUCCGCAACUGCCGUGUCCCGAGUCGCCUUUUCACCACUUACAAGACGAUCUGUUACUGCUGCGGCAUCUGGAUCGUCGCCAUCCUCUUCCAGCUGGCUACCUUGACUGGGAACUUCGGCUCGUUCGGCUACAACGAGCUGUUUGUCAAGUGUGACUUCGUGCAGGUCAAGGAGGGGUCCUCGGCUAGCAUCACGCCCCGCAUCGUGUUCUUCGCCCUGGAGAGCGCCGUGCCCUGCGUCCUCAUCCUCAUCGGCUACCUGGUCAUCCUCUUCCAGGUGUACUCCUCCUCCUCGACCCUCAGCUUCUUCGGGUCGCGCGACUGUCAGCGCAUGGUCGCCGUUCGUCGGUCUCGCACGACGCGGGUCAUCGUGAAGCUGCUCUCCGUGUACCUGGUGUGCGUGAUCCCCGUCUGUGUCUUCAACCUGUGUGAAGGGUCCAACCCAGGCAGGCACAAGGACAUAGGCAUCUUCCUCUACUGCAUCUACUGGCCGCAAUACUGCGUCAACAAUUUCAUCUACGUGGUGAGCAACGGACGUUACCGCUGCGCAUACUACCAGUUUCUGUGCUUGGUCACGUGCCGCCGCGUGUCCUUCCCUGCCACGCCCAGCCCGCACUGCCAGCCGCCACACCGCGGCCAGAUCUACAGCAUCCACAGCUCCAGCACCCUGCAGCAGCCCCUUGACUCACGAUUCAGGACACCGUCGGAAUGCGAGGAGGCGCGGUGUCGGGUAGACAGCUUCUUCUUCAGCAGCUUCUUGUCUGCUAGGAAUAGUGACGACAGCCUUAAAGAGGCCGUUCACCCCAAUCUCUGUGUCAGUGUCAGCCCCGACAGCUGCUUUUCGUCUCACUCUGCCAGCCUCAGCUCCACCUCCAGCCUACAGACGCUCGUCAAGACAAAACAGCGCCCCCGCCACCUCAGCCACUCCGUGAAGCGGGACCUGAAGGCGGCGGGGCACAAACUGAGGCGAACUUUUUCCUUUUAAGUGUUCCUCGGGGGUUCUAGAGUCCUCAGGGACCCACGCCUUUACAAAGUUAUGUCAUCUGUCAUCAUCAUCCUUCUCGUCGCGCCCGUCGUGGUUCACUCACUCAUUCAUAUUGAUUUUUAUUACCCUGUGACAUAUUAUCUUUGAUGUUGUGGCUUAGUAACAAGCAGGUCUUUGUUCUUCACAGUAACGGACCUUUCUCAGGCUGAAAGCACGAGGCUCCCUCUGUGUGACUCCCGAUGCUCUGCAAGUGUCGAGGUGAUUCGAGGUAGUGCACUGAAAGGCCUCGUCCCUGCAUGAAGGGGAGUUGUUCAAAUCGAUUGCAUCACUCAGGUAAACGAGAUUUAUAAGGUCGGCAGAAUGUUUUGUAAAGUUCAUUUAUAUUUUCUUUCGAAUAUUGUCAUCGUUUACAAACAUCAAACGUUCCUUAGUUGAAUGUAAAAUGGCCGGGAAUCUAGUAUUUGUGACAGUCAGUCACACAAUGGGACGACAACGAUAUGUUGUCUGCCUUCACGUGCAUUUCAUACUUCCUCCCCUCCUUCCCGCGGCCACCCACGCUCGUGGCUCAAAUGCUGGCGGGCUUCUGUGUUCCUGUGUAUUUAUGGCGAGCUAGAAGCAAAAGAACUAGAAAGAUUUUUGAAGUUUGUGGUUGGAGCAUCUCUUCUUACCUCUGCUCUCCUGUGCACACAAUGUCGUGCGCGGAUCAAGUGCGUGGAUCAAGUGCGUGCGUCGCGCGGUGGCAGAUCUGUGAAGGCGCUCACUUCUUUAAUAACGCUUGUGUCCACACACGUGUCCUGAUCAGGCUCGUCUGCACAGUUAGGCUUAGUGCUGCAUCCCAUCUAUAAAUACUGAUGCUAACUUCGCCUCCAGACAUCCUGAUGCCCAUUUGUGGGACGGAGGCUGUUCCUGAGACGGCCUAUAGCAGGUUGUUACUGCGUGGAGGCUGCUGAUUGGUUAGCCACGGUGACAGAUAAGUAAAAACUCAAGAGACAGAUGAGAACAGUGUCAGAUUGAAUUGUAGCCACAUUUUUUCUCAAUAGUCUCCUCUGUCAGGUUAUCUUUUCUUACCUUUAUGAAAACCGAUAAAAAGGAUGCGAACUGACAGCUUUAAUGACGCAUUACGCUGCCGACCUCAAAGGGCUGCGCCACUCGAUGGCGUAAACUACUUAAGUGGGUGACGGCUGUACUGAGUCUGCUCGGCCCUUGUUUUUUCUCCUCUCCUGUUCCUCCCCUACAUCAUCUCUCACAUUGCUCUUCCCCCUUCGUCUCUUCCUCUCUCUCAGUAUGUUCUUCUUGUCCCAUUCCCUUCCUCUCCCUAAGUUUAUGUUCCCGUAUCCAUUUGUAACAUGCCCCGCACUCUCCCUGACUCCAGUCCUUUGAAUCCGCUCCUCUUUUUCUGACUGUAUCACCUCCCAACUUUUCAUCCUCAUCCUUUUUACUUUCCCUCCUCAUCCUUUUUGCUUCUCCUCCUCAUCCUUUUCUCCUCAAAUACGUUAAUUUUCUUUCUCUCAUCUCUCUUCCGUCCGUUAGUAUUUCUGUUUACUUCUUGUCUCCUCUACACACAGUACACUCUCUUGUUCUCACCAGCAGCCUUUUGUCCCAUCCUAUCACCGGUUUAACGCCUCUCACACUGCGCCUCGAGUGGUGAUGAGCCCGACUUUUCAACGAUAUACCUCAAAUAGCAAUAGGAUUCUCGCAUCGCUCGCUCGUGUGGAUGCUUCAAUGCAAUAUAUUUUUCUCUUAUACAACCUGGCUUUGAUUUGUGAGGAGAGUCCACUUCCCGUAUAUAAAAGGUUCGUCGUUGUUGUUUACGUCGUGAAUUCUUUUUUUUUUUAAUGCUGUUAUCGCUGAUGUUAGUAUUACGGUAUUCAUGUGAGGCUCAGGACGGUGGAUUCUUUUCAGGCAUUCCCUUUGUUUGGUUAUUCAGCGUGUGGUGUGUUUGGGUGGAGGCCUUGUGGGUUGGCCUCCGUCUGGCGUCAAGGGAAAGAUGUCGUCCCUUUGUUUUACCAUAAGUUGCCGGGGAAUCACUCGACAGCUUUCAUUGUACUUAUCAUUUUCAUCAUCAUCAUCAUCAUCAUCAACCAUCACCAUUACCGCCACCGUCAUGUGUGUUGAUUCAUGUACCCGCCAAUCAAAUGAAGGUAUAUUGCAUUACUCAUGGUUUAGGCCUACUGGUUAACACGUCUAUCUACCAAGCCGCUGACCCAGGUUCGCUUCCUGCUCGGGUAAAUGGCGCCCAGCUCGCCGAGUUGUUUAUUCUUUCUUUCGGGCGGGGCUCUAAAUGGGUGCCUUAGAAAAUUUGAGUCAUCUGUGGUAACCCGGAUUCUCCCAUGCACUUGUCAUGUGUCCGGGGGUAAUGAGUUCUUCCCGCCACAGGCUCAAGGGCCGAUGCGACGGAGAUACAGUAAGAACCGAAACCACGUGCAGCUUAGCGUGCCCCAACUUUACUUUACCUGUAGUGGACUGACAGGUCGACAGCGCACUCCCUCACGCCACCCCUCCUUCCUACCUCCAGCCCUCAACGCAUCCACAUAACCUAUAUUAAGAAAAUCUUGUAUUUAUUCUUAAUUUAUGUGUAAAUAUAGGUCAGAACGGUGAUAUGCAUUCCAACCCGACUCGACUGUCAACUAACUUUAUCUCGUGCCAGCAGACCAGGUUUUGGGACUUGUUUAGCAUACUGCAAUCUGGUUUUCCAUUUACUGCAACUAUUUUCCCAUUUGUUCUUCUGAUCUUCACGCUCACCCCCAGCUCUUUCCCUUCUUCCACCUCCUUCAUGUUUCUGUCACCUCCUCUCACUCUCACUUCCUUUUUCAAUCUGUUACUUUCCCUAUUUCGACCUCCUUCACGUUCUUGUCACCUCCCCUCACUCUCACUUCCUUUUUCAAUCUGUUACUUUCCCUAUUUCGACCUCCUUCACGUUCUUGUCACCUCCCC